Messenger RNA from Eriocheir sinensis (Chinese mitten crab), 1501 nucleotides. RefSeq names its product 39S ribosomal protein L38, mitochondrial-like (gene mRpL38). The record is from RefSeq and is a predicted model, not a curated record. The coding region runs from base 150 to 1379 and encodes 409 amino acids. Lineage: Eukaryota; Metazoa; Arthropoda; Malacostraca; Decapoda; Varunidae. Gene Ontology annotation, cellular component: mitochondrial large ribosomal subunit. The transcript has 8 exons.
UGACAUCAAGAUCAAGCAUUGUUAUUGUCGUCCCGCCCGCCGGCCACGAAGAUUCUCCUCAACCCUCCAUCACGCUGCCAGGACCUUGUAUUUAAAAAAGAAACAGAUUAUUACAUCGGGGAGGAGGUGCAGAAGGGGCGGGAGCAGCCAUGUGGAGCGCCGGCCGUCCCCUCGCGCUGCUGGGGAAGGCGCGGACGCCCUCCCUGCAGGCGACGCGGACGAAGUGGUGGAGAAAGAUCAUCCACAAUGUAUACCCGUCCAUGCAGGAGAGGCUGGCAGAGAUGGACCAGACAAGGAGUGACCCUGAAUUGCAUGCCCCAGUCAACAUUGGGUUGUCGAAAGGAAGCCCACCGCGACUUGAGCAGAUUAAAAGUCGACUGGAUUGCAUAGCGGAAAUCAGGAAAAACAAAAUGAUAGAGAAAGAAGCACGGAAGGGAGAAUUGAAAAUUGAUCUUGACAAAGUCCAGGCAGAAUGGGAAGGUGGUGCUGGGCCUCAUCACCACCGAGUGUUGGCUCAGCACUAUGGCAUCUUCACACAUCUCUUUGGCAACGCCUACUUUGUCCCUCGCGUUAGCCUCAACAUCGCCUAUGAUUAUGACGAAAACUCAGUUUCACCAGUGUACAGAGGAAAUACCAUCAAGCCAAAAGAGGCCUCCAGUGCACCCAACGUCCAGUACCACAGCGAGCCCAACACUCUCUGGACGCUGAUCCUCACUAACCCAGAUGGAAACUUGAUGGACAAUGACCUUGAGUGUCUCCAUUGGUUUGUAGGAAACAUUAAGGAGAGUGACAUCAGCACCGGUGAGGUGAUGUGUGACUACCUGCAGCCCUUCCCCCCUCGGGGCACAGGUUACCACCGCAUGGUGUUUGUCCUGUAUAAACAGCAUGGCCGCAUUGAUUUCUCAAAGUACAAGAGAGAACAACCGUGUUUGUCCCUGAGCGAGCGUAACUUCUCCACUCUGGACAUGUAUCGGGAGCUGCAGGACGUCCUCACCCCAGCUGGCCUCUCCUGGUUUCAGUCUGACUGGGACUCCUCACUCACUGAUUUAUUCCACAAUACACUGAAUAUGCGGGAACCAGUCUAUGAAUAUGACUUCCCUAAACCAUACCUUGCUCCUCAGAAGCUCUUCCCACACAGGAGGCAGUUCAACACGUACAUGGACAGGCAUCGAGACCCAAAGCAGGUCAGCAAGGAGAUUCUGCUGGAGCGACUGAAGAAGCUACAUCCUUUCGGCCCCGAGGCUCCACCUCUGCCCUUCCCUGCUGCUCAGCCCAUCCACCCUGACCUUACCUCCUGGGAGCGCCGUGACGUCAAGAGAAGACGAAUUGGAUUAGGAAAAUAUCAAGAUCUUUUCAGGGGUUCCAACAGGCCUGCCUAACCUGAGAAACUUAGUUGUUUACUAUGAUUCUUGCCUUGAAGAUAAUCAGAUCACUCUCUAAGAUGUGUAAAUAUAUUGAAUAGGCAUUGUAUGUGUCUACUAAUUAAAUCCUUUGAACUUAA